AUGAAGCCUCCUCCUCGGAAGCGAAACAAACCGGAGCGGACCCAGACAGAAUCGGUUCACAUGCGGUCCGGUAAGUGGCAGAGAGCCGAACUGAGGAGGCUGCUGGCCGGGCUGAGGACACAGAACCGGAACGCAGCAGAGCAUGGAGACAUCGACUACUCUGCCCUGAAGAAACAAGUCAAAACCCGGUCAGAGACUGAGGUACAGAACCGCCUUAAUGAUAUAGUUUUCAUUUAUUUUAAUUCACACUGUUUAAAAAGCGAGAUAUCACAGACGCUGACUGAUUUGAAAACCAUACAAACAUGAUUUUAUCAACAUUUUCCCUGCAUCCUCUAACCGUAUGGUUGAUGUCAUUGUCUCUCUGAAUACUAUGACACUCCAUCUGUAUCAUUUUUAACAUUGUUUUACUAUAUUUCUGGGACUUGGUAAAGCUCACUGCUUCAUGUUUCUCUGUUUCAUUUCUAUUUUUAUCCCUGAUUGAUACACAAAGUAAUGUUACAUCUUCGUGUUAAAUCUGUUGACAACAACAUCAACGUUCAAAUCUGCAAACAUCACAAAGAGUUCAGUAACCACCAUCUCUGCUGUAACAUUACUGUAGCAUAGAGUCAAAUAUAUCCGAUUAAGUUAUAUGAAGUCACCACACUGGGAGUAAGAUGAGCAGGGAUUCUUUUACUUGAUCUGAAGAUUCAUUUAUGUUUGUUGUUAUCCAGGAAAAAAUGUGUGUUAUACACCUUUCAGUGUUUCUGCUCUGGGUGACUCCUGAACUGUUUUUUUCUCAUAAAUAUUUUAGAUGUCUGAAUUUAUGGACUCGUAGCUCAUGUUUUUUCUCUUCAUCUCCAGGCUUUGGCUCAGUGCAGCAUGUUGGGGUAAAAUGUGCUUUAUAAAUAAAGUUUUUCUAAUUUGAUAAAAGUCUUGUGACCUGUUUGUUCCCUGGUCAGAUCCGGUCUGUGGUGGACGCUCUGAAGGAAAAAGUCAUCUCCUCUGCCAGUUAUGUCUUUAAGAAGAGGGAACGGGAGGAGAGGAUGGACAAAAAGCCCAUCCAGCUGUGGACUGAAAUGGCGUCCUCUGUGACGGGGACCAUCGAAGAAACUAUUAACGCAGCCUUCUCCCAGGUGACAACAGCAGGUCUAUCUUACCUGUCUGCUCAGGUGUAUCUGAAGACUCUGACCUUCACCUGCUCAGGUUCAUCAUCAUCAUCUCUCUCUCUGUUUUUCAGAUGCUGAUCGUUUCAUCCACAGAGCCCAGCACUCACAGGAACUCUGACCCCCCAAAGGUCCCUGGAUCAAUCACAGAUCAGAACAGACCUGCAGGGCGCACUGUCCCCUUCAGGCCAGUGCCUCGUCCUGCAUCUGGACCAGGUACAAAGCUGACUCUCUGUCCUCAGGAGAAACAGAUCUACAGUUGUGUUCAUAAUAAUAGCAGUCCCACAUCACUAACAAGAUAAAUCGCUGUUUUUGUUAGAUUUUCAACUUCUGCACUGCAAGGAAGUUUCUAGAAGGUUUAGUAAAGGUAUAGAAAACCAACUGACCCAACAGGCAUGACGUGCAUGCUGCAGAAAAUGAUAGGCUGUUCAGCUAAAAUGAUAUCAAAUGCUUUAAAAUGGCAGCCAAACCCAAAAGGCACGGAAGAAAAAGAAAAACAACUAUUUGAAUGGAUCGGAGAAUAACCAAAAUGACAAAGGCUCAGCCAAUGAUGAGCUCCAGGAGGAUCAAAGAAGAUCUAAGAUUGCCUGUGAGUACUGUAACAAUCAGACGACGUCUAUGUGAAGCCAAGCUACCAGCAAGAAGCCCCCACAAAGUCCCAUUGUUAAAAUAAAUACAUGUGCUGAAGCGGUUACAAUUUGCCAAAGAACACAUUGACUGGCCUAAAAAGAAAUGGCGUAAUAUUUUGUGAACUGAUGAGAGUGAGAUUGUUCUUUUUUGGGUCUAAGGGCCACAGACAGUUUGUGAGACAUCCUGCAAACACAUCAGUUUGAGUCCAUCAGAAUACUAAAAGAAGUCAUGUUGCCGUAUGCUGAAGAGGAACUGCCCUUGAAAUGGUUGUUUCAACAAGACAAUGACCCCAAACAAACUAGCAAGCGAGUAAAAUCAUGGUUCCAGACAAACAGAAUUCAAGUAAUAGAGUGGCCAGCACAAUCCCUGGACCUUAAUCCCAUAGAAAACUUGGACUGACAUGAAAAAUGCUGUUCAUGAGGCAAAACCAAGAAAUGCGGAGGAAUUGUGGAACAUAGUACAAUUGUCCUGGGCUGCAAUACCUGUUGACCGGUGCCAGAAGUUGGUUGACUCCAUGUACCACAGAUGUGAAGCAGUUAUCAGAAACCGUGGUUAUGCAACUAGAUAUUAGUUCAUUCUUCUCUGGAAAGUUUGAUCUUCAAGCAUUUCUUAAUUUAUACAGUUUGAGUUUGUAAAGAAAGAUGUCAACACUGCUUGACUUUCUGUUAAAUGUUAUCAAAUUCAAUGACUUUUCUUGCUUUGAAAUAGAAUGUGCAGUGUCCCCAAUGCAUUUGUCUUCAUUAAAAUACAGUUUAUUUCAGAAUUUUGAGGUUUACUCACCUUUUUAAACACAGUGCUCUUAUUAUGAACAUAACUGUAUGUGUGAAACAGCUGACCUGUGUGGUGUUUUUCCCUUCAGGUGUGCGUCCUGGCACCAGCCACACCCCACCACAUAUGGUUAUGAAGACCCCUGCCCUCAUAGUGAGCCCAGCCAGAAGACUCCCAGCUCCCUCACAAGUGGUUCCAAUCCCAGCCACCAAAGUCUCUACACCUCAGACACAACCUGGACCUGGAACUGGACCUGGAGCCCCCCCAGCUCCCUCACAAGUGGUUCCAAUCCCAGCUACCAAAGUCUCUACACCUCAGACACAACCUGGACCUGGAGCCCCCCCAUGUCAGACUGCUAAUGCUCUCUCCCAUCCCACCCGCCUCACCACUGUUACCACACCCGUCACUCCCACUCCUAACUCUGCAGCAGAGGGACAGACCACCUGCCCUCCCCUGUCCUCCUCCCCCUCUGCUCCCAGUCCUGUUUCCUACCCCAGUUCAGCCUCCCUCAUUCAGCCCACUCACCCCCCUCCCUCCGGCUCAGCUGCUGCCCUCUGCGCCCGCUUUGGACGAACCAGUAAGCACGCCACUGAGGACAGUCCCAGGGCGUUAGGGGUUAAAUGUGUGGUGGACUUUGAGAGGAUCUACAAAUACCUAAGCUUUAUCCUCAAGCCUGACGAAGAGUGUCCCCUCACCCCCAUGGGUAAGUCAUCAUCCCUUACCCAGUUGGGUGUUUUUACAACAUAAGAAGCAGCAAAGAAAGUUUUCAAACACUAGCAGAUGGGAGUCUUGGCAGCAGAACGUCCUGUUGAACAAAGCGAGGCUGAACAGACAGAAAUGAGAGCCGCGCUGUGAUCCUGUGAAACUUCCUCCAUGUUUUAGCGUGGUCAACAGUAUCACAGAAACUUUGUGGAGUUUCAGAGUAGCUGCCUCAGUCAUUAGUUAAGCAGUUAACAUGCAGUCAUUAUGAUAUUAAAACAAUAACUUCAUGAAACUGAUCACCAGACCAGAGACAGACAUCCGUGCACUUUGGUCUUAAAAACCAGCAUGACUGAAUCAGGUGUGUUUUUGAAGCAGCCCUCUCUGUAUCUUAUUAACCAGCUAUCAUAUAAAAUCUCUGAUGUUUUUAAUUCUGUUCAGGUGUCUGCACAUUUUUCUGUGCUUAAAAAGACAUGCUUUUACUUUCUUUGUCCUCAAGAGGGCGCCAUCAUGCUGGACCUGUUGAUGUCUCUUCCUGAGGAGCUCCCAAAGCUGGACUGCAAUGGGCUGAGAAAACACCUGAGACAGGUAAAGCUGCAGCACUCUGGUUAGUUUAUUACUCGUGUAUAAUCUCAUGUACUAUCACAGAUCAGACUUUAUGAGUACGGCUCUCUACAGACCAACCGUAUAUUCACAUUAAUUACAUUAGUAAUUAUUUUUCAUUUUUAAAACGGAACUGUGCCUGAAGUUGGUGAAUUACUGAUAAUAGAUAAGAACUCAUUUCAUAAGUAGCUACUCCUGGAAACUCUUAGCCAGUUUACAGUCACUGAAUCACAUGAAUAUCUCUUUACUUUGGUUCUACAGUUCUUGAGUCAGUUUUCAGAGAUCGAGUGAAAUUAAGACUCUGCAGCAGAGACUUUAAAAAGGAAAAAAAAUAGAAUUCAGUAAGGACUAAUACAGUGAAAAUGCAAAGAGACUAAAUCGAGACUGAAACAGAAAAACUAAAAUGAAGCAAAAUACUGACAGGAGGAAGUUAAGACAUAGUGGAGAAAGAUGCUGUGAUCUGAGACUGAGCAGUAAAAUAUCCCUUAAAAAUUGAAUAUACAUGAGACAGAUACAGAGAAACUGAGACUCAGAAGAGACAGAUACAGUAAAACUGAGACUCAGAAGAGACAGAUACAGUAAAACUGAGACUCAGAGGAGACAGGGACAGUAAAACUGAGAGUCAGAGGAGACAGAGACAGAAAACUGAGGUCCAGAGGAGACAGAUUCAGUAAAACUGAGACUCAGAGGAGACAGAUUUAGUAAAAGUGACACUCAGCAGAGGCAAACACAGUAAAACUGAGACUCAGAGGAGACAGACACAGUAAAACUGAGACUCAGAGGAGACGGAGACAGACAGUAUAACUGAGACUCAAAGUUGACAGAUAAAAUUAAACUGAGACUCAGAGGAAACAGAUACAAUAAAACUAAGACUCAGCCUUAGCGGAGCUAGGUAGUUAUGUACUGGCCAAAACAGACACUGGCUGUUGAAUUCGAUCAUUGAAAUCCUGGUACUGAUCCUAAUAACAGCUCAUAAAACGAUGACCUGGUCUGUCUCAGGUAUCUGGGAGCAGCAGGACAUUUUGUCUGCUCUCAGUUAAUGGAGGAGGAGACCUUAACCUCAGGGUGAGGGUCCAGGUGAUGGUAGAGACACAGAGGGGUUUUCUGUUUGGUCUGUCUGGUGUAUGAAAGAUGGGAACGUGCAGCUCGUGUUUAAUGAAAGAUUACAGUUAGUUCCUGUCUUGUCCCCUCAGGCGUAUCAGAGUCUCUCCUCCUCAUCUGACUCCAGGGCAGCCAGAGACCUUUUCAAAGACUUGCAGGACAGACCUGGGGCUCAGACUGAGUCUCCUGCUGUUACAAACAUGGACAGACCUGACACCCAGCAGAACCCUGCAGGACCUGCAGACAUAGACAAGAGGGGGGUCACACAGCAGCCACAAGAAGCUGAGACCCACUCAUCUGCGAGCAACACCACAGCCAAUCAGGAUGCAGACAUUUCGGGGGUCUGCCCCCCUCUCAACCCUUUCAUGGUGCCUCUGAAACUGUUGAAACGCAGAGAGAUUGUGCUGCAGAGUCUAUGA
This is a messenger RNA of Xyrichtys novacula (pearly razorfish), 5362 nucleotides long. NCBI's taxonomy places the organism in Eukaryota, Metazoa, Chordata, Actinopteri, Labriformes, Labridae. The record is from the annotation of a GenBank genome assembly.